AUGCCUGGAGAUGGUCAACAUCAAAGCGCUUAUCGAUACAGACAUCCUCGUCAUGCAAUUAACUAUGAUGAUUCUGAAAAUAAUGUGAAAUCACCUACACAGAAACAAUAUGAAGAUGAUCUACUAGCUGAAAAUUUGCCAAGAAUCGAUACAACCCGACUGGCGAACGAUCCAUUUCUUGGUACGGUAGCUGGUCGGCUGGCUCAAGAAAUACACGAUGAAUUUUUAGUCUGUAAAAUAUGCUUUGAUAGUUAUACAAAUCCAAAAUGUUUAGCAUGUUUGCAUACAUUCUGUGCAAAAUGUAUUGAAAAGCAUAUAUCAGCUGAAGUCACAUAUAAUAAGUACACAGACUAUCGAGAUUUCACCUGUCCACUAUGCCGUAAGCGUACACAACUUCCAUUAGGUGGUGUCAAACGUCUUCCAGAUAACUUUUUAAUUUCUGGAUUAACUGAUUUAGUGUUAAGACAGAGAGCAUCAUCAAAUGGUUCUUCUACAGCUACAAUCAUUGGUAGUCCAACCACCCAUCGAGUUAACGAUACAACCGACAGAAGACAAGUGACAGGCAAUGUAAAUGAGAGUGAUGAUUCUUUACACCAGUUACCAAAUCUAGAAAGGAAAUCAAUACGUUAUGGUGAAUGUGAGAUAUGCUCACAAGUGAGUCGAACAGAUAGAGGUCAUUCAAGUGAACCAGUAAAUAAAGUUACCUCAUCAGAAAACAUUGGUACUGCCAAUACUACUACUAAUAAUAAUUAUAAUAGUAGUAAUCAACAGCGUGCUAGUUCAGCUAGUUUGAAUAAUAGUUCAUCAAAAGCAACAUCAAAAUGUUUAGAUUGUAAUAAACUUCUAUGCGAUGAAUGUGUUCAACGACAUCGAAAUACAAAAGUGACUAAAGAUCAUGCUACAUUUGAAUUACAGUCACAUAAUGACAUUGAAUGCAAUGAUCAUCCAGGUGAAACUGUACGAUUUUAUUGCGAAGCUUGUUCAACGUGUAUAUGCGUAUUGUGCACAUUUAAUGCUCAUCGUGAACAUGAAGUAACUAGUUUUGGUGAAGCUAUUACAAAAUUACGACAUGAAUUAAGCUGUAAUUUAGAUACAACAUGUCAACGUAUUGGUAAAGUUCAAUCACAACUGCAUGAUGUACGUGAAGCUGCCAAUGUGGUACACAGGAUUGAACAAAGAAUUCAUGAUACUGCAGAACAUUUUAUCGAGGAGAUUCAAAGACAUGAACAAGAAUUGAUCAAUGAACUGCAUCAUUUCAUUGGUGAGCGUAAUAUGCGUCAAAUACAAAAUCAACCAGAUCAAGAACAAUAUAUUGAAAUAGCAGAAAAUUUAUUUAAAGAUAUUGCUAGUUCAUUAGAUAAUCAGGAUAUGGAACUUUUACUGACUAGAACAAGUUUAUAUGAAAAAGUUGCUGAAUUGAACCAGUUGAAUUUAAUUACUGAUAAAUUUAAUCCAAUUACAUCACAGAUAUAUUUUAGACCAGGUGCUGUAAAUUUGGGUUAUCUAACAAGUGAAGCACCUGUGAAGAACAUUGGUGAUGUCGACGGCGACGACGAUGACGAUGACGAUGAUGACGAUGAUGAUGAUGAUGAUGAAGAGAACUAUGAAGAUCUGUCAAUGCCAUUAGAGGACGCACCAUCAUCAAGUAGUUCGGCUACAUCGUCAUCUUUAGAACUAGCUAACAGACCAUGUAUCAACUCGACAGCGUGUCAAACAGAUAUUAGUAUGAAUGAUUUAAAUGAAUCCAAAGACACCUUCAUUCAUAAAUUACAACAAGAUCAGCAUAAUGAGCAAUUAAAACAACCAAAUAAACAGUUUCGUUCACGUGCAUGUAAUACCGAGUUGAUACCGAUGACAAAUCAAGAAACUAAUACUCGUCCACGUGGUAUUCAUACAACUAUCACCUAUUCAGAUAUUUCUUCAAAUACUACAUCUGAAGAAUUUCUAGCUAAACUUGAUACAGAAAAAAUCAAUUUAAAUGAAAUGGAUAAUUUAACUAGAGCUAGAAUACGUCGUAAACUUCACGAACGCUUUAAUACAUUUGAUCAAAUUCCAAAUGGUGCUAAUAGCCAUACUACUAAUGGUAAUUUAAGUACCACAUCUCAUAAAGGAACGCAUUUAUCAUCAAAUGGUACAUCACCAGGUCCUUCAAUUCAAUCAACAAUCAAUAAUUUUAAUCAUCAUGAUAUUCUGCCAAGACGCUUUAGUUCAUAUGAUAAACGUUUUCAUUUUUAA
Molecule: messenger RNA, 2235 nt
Organism: Heterobilharzia americana
Lineage: Eukaryota; Metazoa; Platyhelminthes; Trematoda; Strigeidida; Schistosomatidae
Source: the annotation of a GenBank genome assembly